Pseudoliparis swirei is the source of this 3812-nucleotide messenger RNA. RefSeq names its product septin 9b (gene septin9b). Gene Ontology annotation, biological process: cytoskeleton-dependent cytokinesis. The transcript is spliced from 12 exons. The record is from RefSeq and is a predicted model, not a curated record. Gene Ontology annotation, molecular function: GTP binding; molecular adaptor activity; GTPase activity. Lineage: Eukaryota; Metazoa; Chordata; Actinopteri; Perciformes; Liparidae. Bases 119 to 1999 code for a protein of 626 amino acids. Gene Ontology annotation, cellular component: microtubule cytoskeleton; cell division site; septin complex.
UUGCUCCUUCUUCAGAGAGUUGUCAGUCCGGACUCUGUUUCUCAUUCACUCUAUUUUGGAAUUUCUUCAGCAAUAAGAGGAAGCCCACUUGAACGUUGAACGUUUUUGUGAGAUUUUCAUGCCUGAAAAGAUGUCCGAUUCUGGAGUCAAUCCACACUUGGAGGGGAUUAUUUCAGAUUUCGAAGCUCUGAAGAGGUCCUUUGAGGUGGAGGAUGUCGACACCUCAUCCCACUUAUCCCCCGGCUCCCGUCGGACGACCAACUCCCCUCACCGCAACGCCAUGUCUCCCACCAGCAUCUACUACCGUGACCUGGGCACCGCCACUGCGGGCACCGUCGCCACCACCAUCAACGAAAACAACCUCAACUACACCCAACCUCGCUCCAUCAUGGGCGGAGGGGGCUCCAAGACCCCCGAGCCUGUGUCGCGGCGCUCCGAACUCUCCAUCGACAUCUCCUCUUCCUCUAGCAGGCAGGUGGAUAACGUCAACAGCCCCGCUUCCGCUCGCUUUGCGGCCACAAGCGCCCUGAAGCGCCCCGAAGUCCUGGGCCACACCAAGACCCCCGAGAUGAGCCACAAGAGGGAGGUCACUUUUGCCAAGACGGUGACCGAUUCCCCGGUGAUCCGUCGUAAUGAGGGCAACUACAACAACAACGGCACCAGCCGGACGCCUGAGCAGAAUCACACUCGCAAGUUUGAGCCUCCUACUCCCGGAGAUGUCAGUAAGCCCGAUAUCAGCAUCACCAGAGCUCCCCCAGAAAACAAUGGCCACCACCUACCAGUGCACCACGCGCACCACCCAAACCCUCACCACAACACCAUCGUUACCACCUUCCGCUGCUCCUCGCCUAGUCAUGGACGUAAAUCUCCCAACUCUGACAGGUCAGAGGUCAGUCUGAGCCACAUCAACAUGUCGGAGUCCGCCAAGCCCCACCACCCCAACCCACAGGGCAAGGGGGAGAAGAACCAUGGCAGCGAUUUCAGCUACGUGGGUAUCGACGCCAUCCUGGAGCAGAUGAGGAGGAAGGCCAUGAAGCUGGGCUUCGAGCUCAACAUCAUGGUUGUGGGGCAAAGCGGCCUGGGGAAGUCCACUCUGUUGAACACCCUGUUCAAAUCCAAAGUGAGCCGUAAGUCGGUGCAGCCGAAUCCGAAAGAGAGGAUCCCCAAGACCAUCGAGAUCAAGUCCAUCAGUCACGACAUUGAGGAGAAAGGAGUGAGAAUGAAGCUGACGGUAAUUGACACUCCGGGCUUCGGGGAUCAGAUCAACAAUGAAAACUGCUGGCAGCCCAUAAUGAAGUUCAUCAAUGACCAGUAUGAAGCCUACCUGCAGGAGGAAAUCCACAUCAACAGGAAGAAGAGGAUCCCGGACUCCAGGGUGCACUGCUGCAUAUACUUCAUCCCGCCCACAGGCCACUGUCUGAGGCCUCUGGAUGUGGAGUUCAUGAGACGUCUGAGUAAAGUGGUCAACAUCGUUCCCGUCAUCGCCAAGGCCGACACACUCACCCUGGAGGAGAGGGACAACUUUAAACAGACGAUUAUGGAAGAGCUGCGAGCCAACGGGAUCGACGUUUACCCCCAGAAAGAGUUCGACGAGGACGCAGACGACCGGAUGAUCAACGACAAAAUCCGGGAGAUGAUCCCUUUUGCGGUUGUAGGCAGUGACCAGGAGUACCAGGUGAACGGAAAGAGGAUUCUGGGAAGGAAAACAAAAUGGGGAAUCAUAGAGGUAGAAAUAAUAUUGCACACUGAGUUUGCUUACCUGCGAGACCUCCUCAUCAGGACACACAUGCAGAACAUCAAGGACAUCACAGGCAGCAUCCACUACGAGACGUAUCGCGUCCGCCGGUUAAAUGAGUCCAACGGCCACUUCAGCCCUCACCCGCCCGUCCAUCCGGCUGCUCAGCCGAAGGCCAACGGUCAGCAUGAGGAGCAGCCCGGCGGCGCCGCGCAACCCAACGGAGUAGCUGCUCUGCACGAAGCUCGGUCCCACGAGAUGUAGAGUCAACAGAUAUGAUGUCGGGAAACACAGCCAGGCACGGAACAUGUUCUGCGUCCAUGAACACACACACACACACACAUAAACAUGCACACACACAUACACGCAAGAACGCACACACACACACAUGCUGUGAAGCCUAUCUGUUUGUUACCUAGAAGGACUAGCUACCUAUCCAGAGGAAGUUCCACAACACGAGAUUCAGAGUAAACCCUUCCAAUUUCCCAUCAAUUUUUUUCCCCUUCAUUACAAUUCUGAGAAAAAUUCCGUCAUUCCCGCAAAUCCACAUACUGUCCAGGGCUCUUUUGCUCCCCCCUCCCCCAGCCAUCCAUCUGACUGCACAAUGCAAACUACAUUCAGAGUUGUUUACAAGAAUAAACCAUGAAAUUUGUCGGGUAAACAGGAGUAAAUCUAUAGAUGUUACAAAGGGUUUAUUUGUAGAGAAGUCGCUGGAGUGCAGCAAGUCAAAUAUAGGUAAAUCGUGAGUAAAACAAUGUACAAGUUUUUGAUCAGAAUUGAGAAGAGGGCACAUAAAAGAGAAAACAAGAAGGCCUGUGCAUAAUCUUGAGAUGACAGGAUUAUACAUUCAGGGUUUUUCCUGAUGAGGAGCAAUGGCUUUCAAAAUGAAGUACAGCAUAUCGGAUGAUAACACACACAUUGGCUCUGAACUAGGCCGUUACUGUUACUGCUGUGUGUUGUGGUGUAAAGAGGUUGAGUAUGGAAAUUUAGAUUAGGUUCAUAGUAUCAUGGAAAAAGAAAAUAUAUUGUUGACACCUCUGCACUGCAAAAUAAUAAUAAAAAACUAAAGCAGUGGCAGUGUGGAGCAGCUUUCGGAAGAAUUAGUCCCCGUUGUCAUUUCUCCUUUGUGAUGUUUAAAAAAAAAGCUUUUUGACAAACCAUCCUGUUUCUUUCUAUAUAAUGCCAAUGUUGUGUAUUACAGUCGUACCUUGCAUUUUACAUUUACUAUUGUAUUUUUAUUGAUGUUGUUAAUGUUCUAAUGUUAUUGUAUACGAUGGAAGUUGUGGAGGAAUCUGUGCAACUGUUGUCCCACACAGCCGUUUUGUCCAUUUUUAUCCUGACCAAAUAAAAGUUUUGUUUAAUCUGUUCUAAAGAGAAGCACAUACAUAAUAUAGAGUUGAUUUAUGAAUAGAUAUUUAUAAGUGUAAGCAGUUUGAUUCAACUUUCAUUCCAGCCGUUGGCUUCCAGAGGUUUGUUGCAGGUUUCUAUCAGUGAUUAUCUUUUAGCUUUAGUGGCCUGCAUUCACACACCAUGCUGUACCCGGUUGGCUCGGCUGCACUAUAACAAGCACCAGAGUGCAGAAGUCAUCUAUUCUUGUACAUUAAUUACAAACCGAUCCUGCUGUUAAAUAACGGUUAGAACAGUGAUAUUUACAGAGCAAGAUUUUGGGGACAUAUUACACCACUGAGGAAUAAUUGGUGCCAAAAAUCUCAAUAAUGCCCAUACAAUGACAGAGCGAGAGAGUUCUUGCCAGUAUUUGGAACAAAUAUGCACAUGAUACAAAGUCAUGGGAUAUUGUAUAGAGGCUACGUCUAAAUUUGAAACAUAUUUUCUAACAAAGAAUAACCAAGAGUGUUUUCUCUAAGUCACAGCAAAAAUAUGUUUCAUACAAAUAUACAGAAGAGAGAAUACAUCCAAACACCAAGAGAACUGUUGUCUUUUAUCCAGAGAAAGUUAUUGGGUUACACCUUGUUUACUGUUGUAAAGUUAUUGUGUAAUUUGUUAGGUAUCAUAGAUUAAGGUUAUAUCUUUGAUAUGCUAUCUUAAAGAAUAAAGAUUGAUAUUUUUAUUGUUAAAA